CCACUCUGAAGGGUUUCUCACUUAAAACUCAACUUCAAAUGUCUCUCAAACUUAAACCAGCUGACCCUAUCAUCGCUUCAAAGCUAAAGACUUUCGAAUCUACUCAAACUACACUCUCACAAGCUACAGAUAGAUGGAAACCACUUCGAGCCAUAGCAAAACAACAAGCUGCCGAAGCACCUGCUCGACCUCCACCUAACUCUCCUGAUGAACCCGGUCCAAUAUGGAUUCAAAGAAUGGAAACUUUAUUCGGACCUCCGGAUGAACAACUUCGAGUGAUUCGUUGUGAUAUGUGUGGACUUCAAACUCGUGAAGUCAAUGGUCGAGUUUGUGUUACUCAUAAAGUGAAUUGUGAAAUGACGAAACCGGCUCGCAUGAUGAAGAAGGCAGGUUUGUUUGCAGGAGUAGAGGCGGGAUCAAAGAAACGAGCUUCAUCAGAAGUAUCAUUAGAUUCAUCAAAUCCACCACCUAAGAAGAAGAAGGCAACGAUUAUCGAUCAUACGACAUCCUCCGUCACUUCAGCUAUCGCUAGUGAUUUACCAGCCGGUUUGAAAAUGACCAACAAACAACUUAAGAAAGUCUUGGCUCAGGCUGACCGAAUGGAACGAGAGAAAGAACGUAAAGAGAAGAAAGCACGAGAGGAGGAGGCUAAGAAAGCCAAUCAAAAGAAAAUGGGUAGAAUCAAAGGUGGUCCGGUAAAUGUGAAUGAACAAUGUGGGGUUCUCAUACCACCUAAGGAUAUACCUUGUGCAAGAUCAUUGACGUGUAAGACUCACUCGAUGGGAGCCAAACGAAGUGUACCAGGUCGAAGUGCACCUUAUGACGUACUGCUUAAUGAAUGGCAAAAGAAACAUAACCCGAAUUGGGGAGACCGAAAGGUGGUGACGCCUAGGGUCGGACCUGGCAUUGAGCCUGGUGUGUCAAAGAAAAAGAAGAAGGAAGCUGCUAGUGCGCGUGCGGCCAUGGGAAAUACAAAUACGUCUGGUGGUAUGAAACACGGUGCAAAGGACAAAGAAAGAGACCACACAAAACAUCAUGGCAAGUCAAAUAACACGCACAACAGGACGUUUGGAGGUGCUGGUGGUGGAAGUGGAGCAGCAUCUGGUUCGAAAAAGAAAGACGGCCACCAUCAUCGGGGCGAAGGUGGUCGUGCAACUGGUGAUAAACUUUCGGCAGCUAAUGAGGCGAAACUCUUGGGAGAAAUCGAUGAAGAUUUUUAUUAUCCUGUUGCACCUUCUAGACCUCAGACAUCGAUGGAAGUGGAUGGUGCAAUAGCUGAAGACGAUCCGACCAGUCAUAGUGAUGUAGAAGUUGAACUGAUCAUCAAAGGACUGAUAGCUAGUCAACCUGGUCAACCUUUGGUGACAUCUGGUAUGGGAAGUGCAUGGGUGAAUCCGAGGUGGUCGAAUUUGGGUAAACUAGGUGUUAAAGAAAGCUUUAGGGAUGCUUUUAGAAAACGCUAGAGGAUUUCUUACCAUUUUCUUCGUUCCUCUUGAUCAGCAUCAGGUUGCGUGUGUAGUUUUUGAUGUGGGUAGUGUCACUUGAAAGAUGGACGAUCACUAGAUUUAGUUUCUUUACUAGAUUAUUCUCGUUUUAAUAUUGAUACUUUUUCAACGAUUCUUCUUAGCAGUUUUGUUCCCUUUGGUGUAUUUUGUGUGUUUUGUAACGCUGUUAGUUAUUUCAUUUGUAUUGUUAUGUUUUCUUGUCAGAUUGCCUGAAAGGGUCAUCCUUUGAAAAGUAAAGUUUUGUCAAAGUC
Molecule: messenger RNA, 1756 nt
Organism: Melampsora larici-populina 98AG31
Lineage: Eukaryota; Fungi; Basidiomycota; Pucciniomycetes; Pucciniales; Melampsoraceae
Exons: 5
Coding region: 39-1463 (474 amino acids)
Biological process (GO): RITS complex assembly; regulation of transcription by RNA polymerase II; regulatory ncRNA-mediated heterochromatin formation
Cellular component (GO): SAGA complex
Source: RefSeq, a predicted model, not a curated record